This is a messenger RNA of Dovyalis caffra, 237 nucleotides long. Lineage: Eukaryota; Viridiplantae; Streptophyta; Magnoliopsida; Malpighiales; Salicaceae. The record is from the annotation of a GenBank genome assembly.
AUGGCAGAUGUGAAGUUACAUGGUUUCUGGCCUAGCCCUUUUAGUCACAGAGUUAUAUGGGCUCUUAAACUAAAGGGUGUGGAGUAUGAGUAUGUAGAAGAAGACCUCUCUAAUAAGAGUGAACUGCUAUUGAAGUAUAACCCAGUUUACAAGAAGAUCCCUGUCCUUGUCCAUGGUGGCAAGCCAAUCGCGGAGUCUCUUGUUAUCCUUGAAUACAUUGAAGAAACAUGGCCGUAG